This is a messenger RNA of Neurospora hispaniola, 2103 nucleotides long. Its product is annotated as stretch-activated Ca2+-permeable channel component-domain-containing protein. NCBI's taxonomy places the organism in Eukaryota, Fungi, Ascomycota, Sordariomycetes, Sordariales, Sordariaceae. Bases 1 to 2103 code for a protein of 700 amino acids. The transcript has 2 exons. The record is from RefSeq and is a predicted model, not a curated record. Gene Ontology annotation, biological process: calcium ion import across plasma membrane. Gene Ontology annotation, molecular function: calcium channel activity.
AUGCACCUCGGCCCCUUGCACUCGCGCUUGGCGGCGUCCUUUAUCGCAUUAUCCCUUCUCGUCGUUUUCCACAUCACUCUUUUCUCUCUGGAUUGUGCUCUCGCGGCCGAGCUCGAAGAUGCACCGCCCAUAUUGCUAUUAGACGAUGUCGACUCCGACCUCGACGUUUCCCAAGGUUCCGUCUCAGACUUGGGAAGCCCGCUCGACCAGAUGUACGAACCCGAGUUUGCCGCAUUCGAUAGGAGUAUCAUCGGGCGUGAUCAAGUUCGAGAUACCAAUGCCUUGAUAAACAACGAGGCUUUUCAGUUGAACGUUCGUCAGGGGGAUACGGAGCGCUUCGUGUUUAAGCUGUCACAGCUGUCCGAGCGGCAACUGCAGGUUGCGUCAUUGGAGCUGAGGGAUGAAGAACAUACCUGGGAAGAUCAAGACGAAGACGAAGAUGAAGCUAAAGAGGAUGAGAAAGAGGAGGAUAACGCUGACUUGAGUGGAAAAGGCCUAGACAGAGAUUCUGUGGACUUGAAUCUUGCCUCCGCGGAACAGAAGCUGGGGAAACGGCAACCUCGUCGGCUUUUUCUUUCUGCAAACACAUGCUUGCAACCUCAAGCAUUCAAUGCGACCAAGACAACACAGCCUCCACCGCAGCUGACACUGUAUGUGUCAACAUCGACCGAUAACGUGGAACCAGGCCCGGGCGCGGAUUCGAACUCUCAAGUGUCGAUGGUAUUCAAUGAGGGUGCUAUCAUGUACAAUUUCACCACUACGACCGACGUAUAUGUGGGUGUACAUGCGCCCAACGUGGCGGAAAUCUUCGACAAGCCUUAUAACAUAAAGAUCGCCAUCUCCACGGACGGUUAUUACUACAGUUAUAACGUGGAUGACGAUGCUGAUCUGAUCUGGGUUGAUAGCGACUCCCAGGGCGCAUUGCUCAUCACUCAUAAUUUGACUGAUAGUAACGACGAGAAGGAGCAACAGCGGAUUAUGAAUACGCCGCCAUACGUUAUGUUCGCCCAGGACAAGUCUGAUCCGUCCAUCAACGGUGUCAAAUAUUCUUUUUGCGGCCUCGAACAAAAUGCCCAGAUUGCAACUACAAAGGAUGGGAAGUAUUCGAACAUGGUCCAGACAGGCAUGACGAAGCGAGGACAGGGCAACUUUCCUAAGCAGCAGUUCUUCUUCAGCGGGCUGAAGCCAAGUACCAGUUAUCUCGGGAUCCUGGCCAAGACCAAUGUGACCGACACAGGGAGUCCGAAUCUCGUUGGAGGUGGCGGCCACGUCUACAAAGCCACUAAUUUCCAAACCAAAUCCGGUAAGCUCUUAUCUCGGAAUCCAGGAUCCAGCCAGGUCGGGACCAAGGCUCAGGAGCUAAUACAAGCAGAUCACGGAAACUGCAACAUCGUCUUGAAUCUUACCUUUUGUGACCAGGUAGCCUACUCGGUCCCCAGCAACCCAAACUUUGGCAACGCCUCUGUUCUGGCCAAGUUCUACGAUGACUACGCCGCCGAAGCAUACGGUUAUUUCAAAAAGGCACUGGCCCAGGUCGCCUGCGAAGCGCCGGUGACCCAGCGCUACUCGCUCACCCGGAACUGCAGUGACUGCGAAGCCGCGUACAAGGACUGGCUGUGCUCCGUGACCAUUCCGCGCUGCGAGGAUUUCAGUAACAAUGCCAGCUACCUGCACCCGCGAGCCAUGAGCCAGCCGUUCCCCGAUGGCGAGAGGCUCGACAAUGCGACUAUGUCAUUGUACGCAGAAAACUAUGGCGACGGCAAGGUCUUGGGCAAGGCCUUCCUCCAGAGCCGCAGCUCGCGGAUCGAUGAGUUUAUCAAACCCGGCCCGUACAAGGAGGUCUUGCCCUGCGAUUACCUGUGCUACAGACUAGUCCAAAGCUGUCCGUCGUCCAUGGGUUUCGGCUGCCCGCUGCCUGGCCAGAAGGGGUUCAAUUCGAGCUACUAUAUCAAGAACGAAACAAAUGGCGAGGUCGUGUGUAACUAUCCGGGCUCGGCACACAUCUUUUCGGGCUCCUCAAGGGAUGUAGUUUCGGUAGGGCUGACCAUUGUUGUUUUGGUAUUAUGGCGCUGCUGGUCCUUUUGCGAGCUGGGACGGUGUUGA